This is a messenger RNA of Fundulus heteroclitus (mummichog), 4791 nucleotides long. RefSeq names its product angiopoietin 4 (gene angpt4). The record is from RefSeq and is a predicted model, not a curated record. NCBI's taxonomy places the organism in Eukaryota, Metazoa, Chordata, Actinopteri, Cyprinodontiformes, Fundulidae. The transcript is spliced from 7 exons. Bases 282 to 1133 code for a protein of 283 amino acids.
UUUUACCAGCACUGGUGUUAUUCUGCGGCAUAAUGUGCUCCGAUUCCUACCAACGUUUUAUAAACGAUACCAGACCACAAAACUAAUAUUUUAAAUCAUUGAAGACAUUUGGGGAAAAGAUGUGAUUACCGGUGCUUCUUAUGUUAUUCGUAGCAGAAAGUCGGUCAAAUAUCACGUGCAAAUGAUUUUCUUUCAGGACUUCUUUUCUCUGUGUUUCGUUUAGCCGUUUGGAGAGCAAAGUUCAGCUGUUGGAGUCUCAGCAGAGAGGAGAGCUGGAGGACAUGAGAGUGGAGAAGAACCGGCUGCAGUCUGUGAUCAGGACUCAGAUGGUGGCCAUUGACUCCUUAGAGAGGCAGCUGAGAGUCGCCACCAGCAACAACACGGCUCUGCAGAAGCAGCAGGCUCAGCUGAUGGAGUCAGUCCACACGCUCAUCGACAUAGUGGCCACGACCACCGGGUCUCCUCCUCAGAGCCAGAUGUGGAAGGACUGUGCAGAUGCUUACAAGGCUGGUCGCUCUGCCAGCGGCCUGUAUCAUAUCUACAUCGGUAACAGGACAGAACCUGUGCAGGUGUACUGUGACAUGGAGACGAACGGCGGCGGCUGGACAGUCUUCCAGCGGCGCUUUAACGGCAGCGUGGAUUUCCAGAGGAGCUGGAGGGAGUACAAAAUGGGUUUUGGGGACGUGUCGGGGGAGCACUGGCUGGGUAACGAAGUUUUAUACCUGCUGACCAGUCAAGGCCAGUACUCUCUGAGAGUGGAGCUGCAGGACUGGGAGGGGAGUUCUGCACAUUCCCAGUAUGACCGCUUUACACUGGCCAGCGAAAGACAGCAGUACAGGUUGUAUCUGAGAGGUUACAGCGGUACAGCAGGAAGGCAGAGCAGCCUGAUCACCCACGGCGCCGGCUUCAGCACCCGAGAUCAUGACAACGACAACUGCGACCACUGCAAAUGUGCCUUGAUGCUCACUGGAGGUUGGUGGUUUGACGCCUGUGGCUUCUCCAACCUAAACGGGAUCUACUACACAGUCGGCCACAACAUCAGAAAGCUCAACGGCAUCAAGUGGCACCACUUCAGGGGCCCCAGCUACUCCCUGCGCUCCACCACAAUGAUGGUCCGACCUUACGACUUCUAAAAAGACCGCUCCACAUUCAAGACACCUGAUGUUGGGCAACGACCGUCCAAGCAUCUAGAUUCUGCUAAAAAAAAGAAAAGAAAGAAAACAUUCCUAAUAAUGUUGCUAACUUGUAACUUGUAGCAAUGAGCCUCAGCUUCUGCCUCAUGGUGCAACCCUGGUGCAUCCCCUGCUGGAUCUAACAUGGUACAGUCCCCCAAUUCAAGACCAACAACUGAUCCACUGUCAAACCCCUGCAGCCUAAAUAACUUUCAUCUUACAGGCUCUAGACUCAUGAGAGAUAAAACGUAAUAAAAAGAUUGUUUCAGUUUAUCGAAGUUCAUAUUUUAGAUUUCCUGAUAGCAGGACACAUUUGUACGUUGCUUUUGAAGCCACCGGUGUUGUUACAGUUGCUUGUGUACAUUUCCAAAGACAUGAAUUGUGUUAAAAUAUGAUGUUUGAUUAAAAGGAAAAAAAUAAUCUGUGCCUUUCACAUCUUGUGCUGCUCAGACAGGACGGCCUGCUAGUUGUUUUUCUGAUUUAGAAAGAGGUCUUCACAGUGUCCUUCCACACACACAGUUGACAGGUAAAGGCAGGGUAAGAUGCUUCAGCAUCCUGGGUCAAAAUUCUGCCAUAGUCGUUUUCCUAAGCAAAGCAGAAAACAAAGUGUAGCUUGUAAAUGAUGAGCUUUUGAUUGAAGAGCCUGGCUGCUCAUUUUCUGCACCGCCCAGGGUCAGUCAGUCAUCAGACUUUUUUAAGUGAAGUCAGUUAAAGCAUCACUGCAAUGAUGGUGGGGGUAAAGGGAGGAUGUAUAAUGUCUUUAUGAGCAGACCAGAGGAUGAAAAAAUGUGAUAUCUUCGGCUGUUUGAUACAGACAAUGUGGUCCAACAUCAUGUUUAUUAUCUACAAAUGUAUCUAAAAAAAGAUUACAAUAUCAUCAAAAGUUAUUUUAUUCAGGUAAUUUAAUUCAAAAAGUGAAACUCAUGUAUUAUUUAAAAUGGUUGAUUCUGUGAUUACAGUUUACAGCUAAUGAAAGCCCAAACGUCAGUGUUCCAGAUCAUUUCAAGAUAAUCCAGGAUUGAUGAGAUGCUGAUUGGGUGAAAAGUGUCUCCAUGUGGUGUACAAUACAUGCUUGGUUGUGGCAUUUGUGCAUGAAUUACUGCCGCCAUUGCUGCUGACACACUGGUCAGGGUCACCAGCUGAUUUGUUGAUGCAGCUCUAUGUGUCGUUGUUGUUUCUGUUUCUUGUUUGUUUUUUUACCUCCAAGAGAAAUUAUUAUAUGUUUUUGUAAUUUGUUUUAACUGUCUAAGCAUAAAUUGACCCAGUCAAAAUACAUCUACAUUGAAAUGAUUAAGGUUUCAUUUAACAAAGUUCUACCAAUUUUACAAAGCAUCUUACUUUUUUUUUUUUUUUUUUAUAAAACUCACAAACGGUAACCAUUUAAUCUACGGUUGGUAUUCUUUUGUCACAGAAGCACAACAAAGCGUCAAAGCAAUGGAUAUACAUUUAUUUGUGCAAUCUAAUAAAGACAACAAUAAAGACACAGAAAUCAUAUUUAUCUAAAACUAAGUAAAAACAUUAAAUUAAGGUUAGUAGAAACAGUUUAGGGUGGCAGUAACAAGUUUCAGUUCGACAGACAAUUUACAAGAUCUCUGUUUCUGAUGUGUUUCUGAAAUGACAGUAAAUAUAUUCCAACUUGUACCCAAGCUGUGAGAAUGUCAGCGACAACAGAUUUUCUACAGGCUUCGUUGAUGGCAGUGAUGCCAACCAGGUAUUGGUAGUUUUGGCACUGUGGCCAAGGGCCAAGUCCAUUAAAAAAUUUAUUCAGUUUAGAUAUUGUGAGCAAAAGGAAACAUAGUGCUCUCGAAUGUCAUGGUAGAUGGCUCCUCUGGCUUUAGACUGGAUAAAAACACAAUGGGACCAAGACCAACAAAUGACAUGACUUCACACAGAAUCUCAGGCAGCUUGAACUCUGCACUUCUCUUUUUUUCCCGCCAACUAUGAGACCUUGAUUUCCAAAAGAAAUGAAAAAUAAGUGCUUUGGUCCACUGAGACACAGUCCAGUCCGUAUUCUAGUGCAGUUAAGAUGCUUUUGACAUAUGUGAGUCAGGAGUGGCUAUGACUUUGUGUGUGUUCAUGCCUUGUGAAUCUACCACAAACUCUGGUGCUUGUGCACCUUUUUCAACCAUGUUUGAUUCCUUCCACUUAACUUUCUGUUAAUAUAUUGGUAUACACACUCUGAGAACUUCCAGCUUCUUUAGCAAUGACCUUUUGCGGCUCACUCUCAGUGACUGACCGUUGAAUCGUUUUAAUUUAUUUCUAUUAUUAUUUCAAGUUACAUUAGCUGUAAGCCAUAUUCCUCAAAUGAAUACCUGAAAUAUAUUACUAUCUGGGUAAUGGAUCUACAUAAAAUAUGAGGUUCACUUUUUGAAAUAAAUGAAUCAACUUUGCAACGAUUUUGAACUUUUUGCCUGCACCAGUGCAGGCUAAAAGGUUUUUGUCUUUCCUUGAGGAAAAAUGUUGCUGACAAAAUGCUGUUAAACUGCACAGAAUAUUGUGGACAUUGUCAAACUGCCACCAGAUUUAUUAAAAGAGCCACAAGCAUUAAAAUAAAUGACGGAUAGAUAAAAAAGAAGAAAAACUGCUGCAUGAAUGAAGCUUCUCUUUUAAAAUCACAAAGUAUAUGGGAAUCCAAGGUACUCUGUGCUACUUUUAUGUCUACAGUAAAAGUGUGCAUCUAUUGGCACCAAAGAGUUUGUGGACAAAGAUGCUGAUAAGAAGAUUUGAUGCAAAAACACGCCUUAACACACCAGGAACAAAGGAAAGAAGUGAAGACAAUGGGGGGAGGAGGAUCGAGUUGAUUUGAUGCCAGAGCAUCAGGAGGCUGCAACAGAUGUUCAUCCAGAAAAAGGAAGUGAUUCUUAAAGAGUGUUCUCAUUCUGGGCUCUGGUUUCCUUCAGAAGGUGGCUGACUCUUACUGCCCUGGAGAAAGUGCCAAAUACACAUCUCUAUGUGCAGCAGGACUAAACAAGGAGUGUGUUGUUGCUCAUAAGAGUCAAACAAAUAUGAGAGUUUCUUCUGAGAUGCCAAAAACAGACUAAUGGACACAAUUGAGUGCAUCUCAAACCCUGAUUACUGUGUACAAUCCCUGUAUAGGAAACAACUAACAGACACACUGUAAAUAAAUGGAAACUGAUCAGUAAUUGUGUGGCAGGUUAAUGGAGGUCUUGCAGCUGUAAAGUUGCUGACUGCUGCGGUUUCCGCUUAUUGUUCAGGAAACAUAAGCACGCGAACAGUUUCUUUUCAUGCAAUUAUCAAGUGAUAUGGCAACACUUACUGGACACUGAUAGAAGGAGGAGAGCUAAGUAAUCAGGAAAGAAGCAAAUCAUCUGUAUAAGCGAACCGGGAGUGCAAGCCAAAUCCAAAUCAAUCUUUUUCUUCCGUGUUUUAUGUUGGGUAGAAAUUCUGGGCAAUGAAAUUAGAAAAGAACAAAUAAAUGACAGAUGUUGGAAUUUGAUGGGGUCCAGAUCCUGAAGCAAAUAAAUGUUGCUUUGAUUAUUACCUAAUCUGAACAAUCUGGGCAUGUUCUUGUUUCUUGCUGAGGUCUGCAUUUUAUUACGGCCUCUGGAUUAAUACUCUCAUGGCACUCAUUCAGAUAAUAAAUAAAACCAAGAACAUA